Messenger RNA from Salmo salar (Atlantic salmon), 6435 nucleotides. RefSeq names its product zinc finger CCHC domain-containing protein 2. Lineage: Eukaryota; Metazoa; Chordata; Actinopteri; Salmoniformes; Salmonidae. The record is from RefSeq and is a predicted model, not a curated record. Gene Ontology annotation, molecular function: zinc ion binding; nucleic acid binding.
AUGAAUGAUUGACUGGUCACCAGAGUGCCGUCUACAGUGGAGGAGAAAUUAAAACUAAAGCUUUGUCGCCGAGUCUCUCUGACUAUUACUGAAAAAUUGAUUUGAUUCUGUUGAUUCUGCUUUACACAGCAGUUAGACGAUUAAAGGAUGUAGCUAUAUUUAACAGUAAUUGUACGCCUUUGAAGCCUUUCCACUCGAGCCGAUAAUGCUUAAUAAAACGAAGCUGCCCGUGAGAACCGCGGAGACAGGAGAUGAUACGGCCGAGGAACAGCCGGAUCUCCAUAUUCCCACAUCGGUCUCUCCCACGAUCUCGGACAGGCUCGAAGAUUCAUCCAGACACACAGGAUAUCCAUCUCAAUUGGACAAAGAGACCGUUUUCGAGUGGUUUGGUUUGCAUCUAAAUCCUGCCAAGCGGAUCGAGUUAAUGUGCGGACUGCUACAUAUGUGCCAGCCCCUCGAACUCCGUUUUUUGGGCUCUUGUCUUGAAGACUUGGCACGGAAAGAUUACCAAAUACUACGGGAUGUCGAGAUGAGGGCGAACUGUCCGAAUGAUUUGGGUAUUUUAUCUGACGUUAUCGAUCCGGUCGUGCGCUCCAAACUACUGGUCUGCUUGUCUCUUCUGCGAUCUGACAGCAAGGAUUGUGCUGGAAUACUAUUUCGGAUAUUGAACCAUAUGGAUCUCGCCUUGUUUUACAAAAACUAUCCCGGUUAUACUGUUUCUUCCUUCAGGGACCCGUUCCAUCCUUCGUGUGUGGACGGGAAAACUUUCAGGAGAACCGAACAUAUUUGCGGGCGUCCAAAAGAGGCAGCGGUCGGACCUUUGGAGCAGUUAGCUCUGCUUUUCACUAUGGCCUCAUUGCACCCAGCGUUCCCGUUUCAUCAAAAAGAAACCCUUCUAGUGCAGCUGGACAAAAUCAAAGUUGCCACAGAGGAUAAUAGACAGCAGAAUCAGUACAGAAUAAACGCCCAGGCCCAGAAAGCAGAGUACCUGGGCCCAGCUGCCGUCACCACUGAAGCCAGUCUGGAUGAGAGGACACAGGGGCAGAGACAAUGUGCCAGUCAGACACCACCCAGCUGCAGGACACAGCAAGGAAGCAGAACCCAGAGGGAAGCUGUACAUAUAGAGAAGAUUGUACUGAAGGGGAUGUCACAGAGCAGGACAGACAGGGAAUACAAUUUUGAGGUGAAGUGGUCUGACUCCUCAUCCAACAAUGUCAGGAAAACACAGCUUGAACUGGAGGGCUUCUUGUUGAAGCUCCCCAAGGAGCAGUCCACAGAGUCGUUUGAGAAGGGCAUCCUCCGGCUGCUCAAACAGGGAGACAAGUACGAGAGCAGGGGAGUGGAGAGGAACCUCAAGGAGAAGUUUCUGUCGGCUCCACAAGCUUUCCGACAGACAAGGAAGGUCUGUGGCUUCUUCCUGUCUGAGUCCUCCUCUUCCUCCUCCUGCAGCUGCAGCAGAUGUAACCCUGCAGCCCUGGGGAAGCCCGACAAGGAGGACGGUUCAGAGGCAUCCAGCCAAGAGGAAGUUGUGUAUGUGGAUCCGUACGUUCAGGGACACCGGAAGAAACAUGUCAGCAAUAGCCCCUGCCUUAGCGUUCCCGAUGCCAAAAGUUCCCAGGGCAAGAGCAUUCGGAGGGGUUCACACAGCUCGAAGCACAACAGCCUGCCUGACUGGAGGAGGAAGACCUGCACGAGUCAACCCGACCAGGAGGCCUCUGGGGGGCCAGGCCCAGAGCAGCAUCAGGACAGUGAGAAGAGGGGCAACCACCCUGCCAGCAUGAGGCAGCCACUGGGACCAGACAGGGAAAAGGGGAAGAAAGCAUACUUGGCAAAUGGGAGCAUGGUGCCACCAGCUUCUCAGCGAGCGCGACAGUCGACAGGGAAAGACGGACACUCCAGUCAGGAGGUAUAUGGGGAAACCUCGUCUGAGAGCUACAGCUCAGCCUCCAGCCCCCAGCACCACCAACCAGAGAGCCUGGACAGCGAGGACGAGAAGGAUAAAGAUACAGACAGUAGCCAGGGCCCAGCAGAGGCCUUCUUCCCCUGGCAGGAGGUUGCAGGUGGUGCCAUGCCCACCAUCCACCAGCUGGUCUCUGCCAAGCCUGUCGGGGAGCCCCCCAGCCUUGACUAUCCCCCAAACACCUUCAUGCACCCCCUGCCCUGCAUAUUGCCCAACGGGGCACUACCUGCCGAUGCCCCUCUGCCAGUCAUGCCCCCCCCCCAGGGGGCAGCUGCCUUGGUAGACAACAAGGUAGUCGGAGGGCUGAUCAUGCAGGUGCCCCUGGUCCUCCGAGAGCCCAUGUCCACCAAUGUGCCAGUUCCCGUGCCAGGGGAUCCAGAGCAGAGGGAUGGCCCUGCUGCAGUGCCCAUGGUACUCCCAGGGUUUGGCUCCCUAGCUCUGGGCUUACACCCCCCUGGCAGCCCUGCCCUGCAGCCCCUGGUCCAACACUUCAAGACAGCCCCUCCACAGACCACUGCCAGCUCUGAGGGUGUCACCACCCUCCCUGCCCACCAGCCCCUGGUGGAAGCUAUCAGUGUUAUCAACCCCGGUCCGCCCUAUGCCUCAACUCUGCAGCCUGCCUACCCCAACCCAGACCCUGCCUCCCCCCUAACCCCCUCCGUACCCCUGGGGGACCUUAGCAUCCCUCACACCAAGCACCCAGAUGUGGCUCUUUUUUCAGGCCUGCCCUCCCUGUACACUAUGGCCCCCAUCCCCACUUCCGUCAUGGCCACGCUAGGGGUAGCGCCUUCCCCUGGACAGGAUCAGGCGGUGGUGCCCCCGUCCGUACCCACCCACACCCCCAGCCCAGCGCCCGGCUCAACCCAGACCGACUCCUCCUACGUCAACAGCACCAGUAACUCCGUCACCAAGCAACAGGCGCAACCACAGCAACAGCAGCAGCAGCAGACGACUCACCAGCAACAGGCCAUGUGCUGCGGGGCGUGCGGUUGUCGAGGCGGCUGCGGCAACAGCCGUACAGCGCCAUCGUUUUUCUUCCCCCACCAGAUGGCGCCACGGCAGGUGUUUGGUGCGCCGCCCAUCUUCCAGCUCACGUCCCUGUGCACCAGCAACUACCUCAGCCAGCCGCCCCCGCAAAGCAACGGCCAGGCCCAGCUGACAUUCUUCCCCCCCGCCCCUUACGCUGGCCAGACCCUGCUGCACACCCACCCUCACUCUGACCAUGUACUGGGCGCCCAGCUAGGCUACAGCCUCCAACAGAUGAUGUCGCCCUUCAACCGUUUCUACCCGCACAUGUACCCCUCCGGCGUGGGUAUGGUGCCCGGUUCGGGAGGCGGCGGAGGGGCCCCGGGGGGAGCGGUCGGCGUCAAUAAGAACAACGGCAACGUCUCCUGCUACAACUGUGGGGUCAGUGGGCACUACGCGCAGGACUGCAAACAGCCCUGCGUUGAUUCAACACAGCAAGGCAACUUUCGGCUGAAGUACACCGCCUCCCACUCUUCCGAAGGACUAGACAACACCAGCUGAACACGUCUUUUCAUUCCGCCAUCUUGUUCCUUGUCACGAGCGGUCCGAGAGAACCCUCCGUUUCAAAGAGGGUUUUUUCACUCUGAUGUUUCUCAGUCAUUGUCAUUGUUAGUUUGACCUUUUUAAAGAGCGUGUGUGAGGAGGGUCCUGAGUACUCGUCACUGCUGAGAGUGAAGCUGUCUUGUUUCCAUAGAGACGCAACCCCCUCACUGAUCCCUUAGAGGCUUUUGGUAUUUUGCACUGAAAACUGGCACAAGACAGCAAGCAGCUCAUGUUCACUAACUUAUUUUUUUUAAAUUAGAGUGUGGGAGCUUGGGAAAAUGUCACCACGUAUCCUAGAGUGUGAGAGCUUGGGAAAAUGUCACCACGUAUCCUAGAGUGUGGGAGCUUGGGAAAAUGUCACCACGUAUCCUAGAGUGUGAGAGCUUGGGAAAAUGUCACCAUGUAUCCUAGAGUGUGGGAGCUUGGGAAAAUGUCACCACGUAUCCUAGAGUGUGGGAGCUUGGGAAAAUGUCACCACGUAUCCUAGAGUGUGGGAGCUUGGGAAAAUGUCACCACGUAUCCUAGAGUGUGGGAGCUUGGGAAAAUGUCACCACGUAUCAUAGAGUGUGGGAGCCUGGGAAAAUGUCACCACGUAUCCUAGAGUGUGGGAGCUUGGGAAAAUGUCACCACGUAUCCUAGAGUGUGGGAGCUUGGGAAAAUGUCACCACGUAUCCUAGAGUGUGGGAGCUUGGGAAAAUGUCACCACGUAUCAUAGAGUGUGGGAGCUUGGGAAAAUGUCACCACGUAUCCUAGAGUGUGGGAGCUUGGGAAAAUGUCACCACGUAUCCUAGAGUGUGGGAGCUUGGGAAAAUGUCACCACGUAUCCUAGAGUGUGGGAGCUUGGGAAAAUGUCACCACGUAUUAUAGAGUGUGGGAGCUUGGGAAAAUGUCACCACGUAUCCUAGAGUGUGGGAGCUUGGGAAAAUGUCACCACGUAUAUUAGAGUAUGGGAGCUUGGGAAAUGAUUUUGUUCUCUGAAUACAUGGGGAUCCUGCGUGAUCUCGAUUAAAGAGUUUCCUAUACUUCGUUUUUACAGCGGUAUAUUUAUGCCUCCUUAUUGUUAUUUGGCGAGGAUUUUAAUUGUUUAACUGUACAGCUACGAAAGAUGAGUACAAAACAAAGUUAAUGUAAAAAAAAAAAAUUAAAAGCUGGGAUUAUUUUUUAAAUAUUUUUUUCUGCAGUGUUUAUGAAUGUACAACAUAUUUCGUUUUUUUUUUUUAUGUAAGAAAUCUGGCAGUAUCAAAACAUGUUUCUUAAAGCAUUUGCCACUUGAUAUAAUGUGAAGCGCAGAGUAAGACAUUUUUAAUCAUCAUGUCUGUCAUGUUGGAAGUUAAAUGCUGCUGGGUGUUUAUUUUAGUUAUAAUCUUUGACUAUAUGCACUAUAACUACCAGGAAUUCAGAAGUUUCUCAAGUGCACUGAAACAGUCCUAGAAGAACUAGAGCUAGAUGUUAUUGCAACAGUGAAGCUCUGACAAUACACUGUUGUCCCUCCAUCCAGUAUUCUCUUGGAAAUGCUGUGCUGCCCAGCAGAGUCGGGGCCACUCUUUGGCUCCUGCUAUUGAUAACACUGUUCUCCUCUGAAAACAACUAUAUUUUCUUUAGCCAUUUCUACAGGACUGUGGUGGCCAAGGCAGAUAUCAUGUAACUUUUCUAGAGACUCAUUAUGUUUAUUCCCACUUCUUCAUUUAAUGCAGCAGUGAGAUCUAACUGUAUGGCAUAUGUUUGGUACAUUGGUAAAUGUACAACAACAACAAAAAAAUGCACAUACACACUACGAAUCGUGUGUGUUUUCAUGUGGAGUAUAAACAUGAUUAGUGUGAGCACUAAUGGAGGUGUCUGACUAGAGUUGUUUGGGUAUCAGGAUUGGUAGCUUUCCAGGGAUUGAUUUAAAAAAAUAUUAAAAAAGUCUAAAUAACCAAACUGCAAAGAAUUCCAGUAGACUAAACCCGAUAUUUCUUGGUCCUCCCCAUUGUUUAAAGUGAAAGACAGACAAUUUAUUGCAGUCUGGGAACUUUAGUCUGCUCUGUUCAUUUUUUCACUGAUAUACAAAGAAUUCAAUUAACCUGUUUGAUUCCUCCCAUAUGUGUAGGUGAAAGGCAGGAAAUAUAUGGUACUUCUGCCUGUAACUAGCUCAUUUACAUUUUUGGGGGGGGGCAAGUGAUCAUAAUCUUCGGGCAAACCAAAAAAAAAUACUCUUUGACUUGCCCCGAUGGGCAAGUGCCUUUUCAGACCUUAAAGUCAAUCCCUGCCUUCUCAGACAUAUCACUUGAGAGAAUUCUCAAUGAUUUAGAACUCUUUCAUGUCUGUCUUAAGAUUUGGGGUCUACAAGUUGUAAAAGAUGUGCAUGUAUAUAUUACACUUGUGCAUACGGAGUACACACUCGUUUGUUCAUAUGAUAAGUUUAGUCAAUUUUCAUUAAUAGCCACGCUUAGUACUGUUUUCCUCCACAAACAUGAUUAAAAACCUGCCCCCCUCCCAAACUGGUGAGGUACUCUAAAUCUCUUCGGCUUGAUUUGAUGGAAGCAGAUAUUUCUUGCAUUUACUUCAUAAAAUGUUGAGGCAAACUUGGAAUUUGAUUGAAAAAGGGUGUGGACAUGUGAUGAACACAGGGAAAGAAAACACGUGGACACUCUUUACAGAAUUGUAUGGAUGAUUGAAGAACCAUGUGAUCUUGGAGGACAAUUGUACAUAUGAACCUGCCAGUUAUACUUGUUAAACUUUCAUGGUUAAAAAGGCUGUACUGUAUGGGGUACACUCACUGUUACCUUCAGGUGUAUGUUUACUGUAUUCUUUAUGUAAAUGUUAUUGUACUGAAAAGGUCAAAUAUAUUUCUAAAACAAAUUGGGUUUUUAUGGAAAUUGUUGAUCUGUUUUCCUGGAAUUAACAGCAAUAAAUACAAAAUGAUA